AUGAGGAAGUGGCUCAGAGCUGGAGCCCCGAGGCCCAAGGGCUGUGCCCCAGGUGUGGGCAAGAGCAGUUUACUGUUACGGUUUGCAGACAACACUUUCUCAGGCAGCUACAUCACCACGAUCGGCGUGGACUUCAAGAUCCGCACCGUGGAGAUCAAUGGGGAGAAAGUGAAGCUGCAGAUCUGGGACACGGCCGGCCAGGAGCGCUUCCGCACCAUCACCUCCACGUAUUAUCGGGGAACGCAUGGGGUCAUUGUGGUUUACGACGUUACCAGUGCCGAAUCCUUUGUCAACGUCAAGCGGUGGCUUCAUGAAAUUAACCAGAACUGUGAUGACGUGUGCCGAAUAUUAGUGGGGAACAAGAACGAUGACCCCGAGCGGAAGGUAGUGGAGACGGAAGAUGCCUACAAAUUCGCCGGGCAGAUGGGGAUCCAGCUGUUCGAGACCAGUGCCAAGGAGAAUGUCAACGUAGAGGAGAUGUUCAACUGCAUCACAGAGCUGGUCCUCCGAGCAAAGAAGGACAACCUAGCGAAACAGCAGCAGCAGCAACAGAACGAUGUGGUGAAGCUCACGAAGAACAGUAAACGAAAGAAACGCUGCUGCUAAUGGCCCGGCCAGGCCCUAGCAGGGACUGCAC
Molecule: messenger RNA, 637 nt
Organism: Elephantulus edwardii (Cape elephant shrew)
Lineage: Eukaryota; Metazoa; Chordata; Mammalia; Macroscelidea; Macroscelididae
Gene: RAB35
Product: RAB35, member RAS oncogene family
Exons: 6
Coding region: 1-606 (201 amino acids)
Biological process (GO): endocytic recycling
Cellular component (GO): plasma membrane; endosome membrane
Molecular function (GO): GTPase activity; GTP binding
Source: RefSeq, a predicted model, not a curated record